AUGGUCGUAGAGCAUAAAAAUGAGCAACGUCGUGAUCGUAUUAAGUCCCCUGGUUCUGAACAUUGGACGGCAUUCUCGUCUCAAAUACUGACAGUUAGUUCACCAACAAAAUUGACACCAUCAAGUGAAAAGUUCAGUACAACAUCAUCAAAAUCUGAUAAUGCUAAAAAGACAAAUCGAAAGAACCAGAAAAUUAAACAGGAUAAAGAAGGAGAAGAAGAAGAAGAAGAAGAAAAUGAUGUGGAAAGUGAUUCAUGGUCAACAUCGAGUUCAACGACAGAUCAUGAUAUAGAAAUUCCAGAAAAACUGUCUCCAUUAUCUUUAUCAUCCACAAAUUUAUCUACAAUCUCUCAACAACAAAUUCCCAUAAUUAUUACAGAUUCUCAAACAUUAAUCGAACUCCAUGAAGAAUUAUUUGAUUUAUUUCGAGAUGCUAUGAAGUCAUUAACUGUACAAACAUCGACAACACAACAACGAAUAUUUGUAAAUUAUCUACUUAAUAAUCAAUUUGAAAAUAUUUAUUCAUCACCAGAAACACCUAAGGAAACUCUGAAAUUUAAAUCGUCUACUGUACCCUCAUCCUCUAAACAAACACCAGUACUUUCUUUAAAUCGUGUAGCAACUACUGUUCUCAGUUCUUCAUUAACACCACCUACAACAAUAUCAUCAAUGUUAAAUGAAAGACAAUUAAUCUAUUUACAUGAUUUUGAAAGUAAUUUGGAUAUAAUUCGUAAACGUAUUCAAUUUAAUAAUCAACGUUUUAAUAAAAUUCAAUCGGAUACUAUUCGUUUAUUAACAUCAAAAGCAAUGGAAAUAACACAAGAUGUUAUUAAUUUACAAAAUCAUGAACGAAAAAAAUUUAUUGAACAUAUUCGAUUAACACAGUCACUUGAAUUACGUAUAAAACAUUUAUGGCAUAAUCUAUCUGGUCAAUUGACACAUGAAUUAAGUAUAUGGUAUGAACCACAAUUAUAUCCACAAUUUUGGGAAUUAGAUCCAACAGAAACACCAAAUCGUGAACGUCGACGAUUACAACGAGCCUAUUGUCUAAUGAAUAAAAAAUAUUUUCAAUCGCAUGUUGUAACAGAAAAAUUAAUGAAACCAACUUUAUGGUAUUUAUUUGAUUCAUCAAUGGGCUCUAUUAAUACUUCACCAUCGUCUGCUCAUCAAUCAAUGGCUAUUCAAACUAUUCUCUAUCGUAAUGAAAAAAUUGAAUAUCAAUGUCGUUGUAUAAAUGUAACACCAUCGACUGAAAUCAAAGGUGAACUAUUAAUUGGUAUCCAACGAAUUUAUUUUGUAGCUGAUGAUCAGACAACAGCAACUACAAAAAGUAGUUCAAUUCCCUAUCAAACAACAUAUUUUUAUAAUUAUUUUUCGGAUGAUUUUAAUUCAUUUUCAUUUUGUUUUGAUCAAAUACGAGAAAUAUAUAAACGACGAUAUAUGUUAAAAGAUAUUGCUUUAGAAUUAUUUUUAACAAAUGGUAUUACGUUGUUGUUGGCACAAACAAAUCAACAUGAACGAGAACAUUUAUAUAAAUUGUUAUUGAAGAAAAAUUUAAUAAAUUAUAUUCACGGUGAAACUCUAAACGAUGUUCAAUUAUUAUGGCGUCAAGGUUUAAUAACAAAUUUUGAUUAUAUCAUGUCGUUGAAUAAGUUAGCUGGUCGAACAUUUAACGAUUUAAUGCAAUAUCCUAUUUGUCCGUAUAUUAUCUCUACUUAUGACAAAGAUAUUUUAGAUUUACAUAUGACACAGAAUUAUCGUGAUCUAACAAAACCAAUUGCCAUACAGCAUAAAGAAAAAGAAGAAAAAUUUAUUGAUAUGUAUAAAGCACUAAAAGAAUCGCAUGAAUUAUCAUUAGCAGAUAAUGUAGAUAUAUCAACAGCUUCUACCAGACGUUCAUUUGGUCCACAAUCGGAUCCCUAUCAUUUUGCAUCAUUAUAUUCAAAUAGUGGAAUUGUUUUACAUUAUUUGGUGAGACUACUACCGUAUACAAAAAUGUUUCUUGAUUAUCAAGAUCAAAAUUUUGAUUGUCCCGAUCGAACAUUUCACGAUAUCAAAACAUCAUGGUGGUUAUCGUCAUAUGAAUCAACAUCAGAUUUCAAAGAAUUGAUACCAGAAUUUUAUUUUUUACAUGAAUUUCUAUUGAAUAAACAACAAUUUAAUUUUGGUAUUAAACAAAAUGGACAAAAAGUAAAUGAUGUUUGUCUGCCUGCGUGGGCAAAGAAAAAUCAUAGAUUAUUUGUAAAUAUUUUACGUCAAGCACUUGAAUCCGAUUAUGUUACACAACAUAUUCAUCAGUGGAUCGAUCUUGUAUUUGGAUUUAAACAAACAGGUAAAGCAGCAUUAGAUGCCAUAAAUGUAUUUCAUGCUGCAUGUUAUUAUGGUUAUCCUAUUGAUACUGUUGGUGAUGAAGUAACGCGCAAAGCACAUCAGGGUAUUAUUCGAACGUGUGGACAAGUACCCAAACAAUUAUUUCCUCAACAACAUCCAUCUAUAAUUUCAACUUCAACUGUACACAGUUCGAAUGGAACAGUAUCAAGUGUUCCGAAACGAAGUGAACGUGGAAUAUUCGAACAAACUUUGCCUAUUGAUAGCAUUCACCGACAUGCUCUCGGUGUAAAAUGGGGUGAUUUUGUUGGUUCGUAUGAUCAACCAUCACCUGAAUACGUCUCAAAACAUGAAUGUCCAAUACCAGUUGUUCAAUUUAUUUGUUUGAGUAAUGGAAAUGAAAUUAUUUGUUUACCACCAUAUACUUCGUUAUUUUAUCAACAAAAUCAAGAAGCGAGAAUACGUUCAGCAUCAACAGUCAAUACAACAGUAUCGGAUACAAGUCUUUCGAAUGAUCCAAUGAUUGUUCUUAAAUGGAAUACAAGUGAUAGUGUAGUACGAUGUCGACAAUUGCGUCAACAAAAACAAUGGUAUAAUUUUUAUAUUUCACAUAGUUCUGAUUCUGAUUAUGAUAAAAUAACAUCUUGUGCAUCAGUCGAUUAUUGUUUAUUGUUUAUGGGUAAAAAAUCAGGACUUAUUGAAGUAUUUAAAGUAAAACGAACAAAAACGUUAUCGCCAUGUGGAAUUGAAUUAGUUCGACGCUAUUUACCAUUUAUCGCACAUCGAUCACCUAUAACAUGUUUACAUGUCAAUAAACAAUUUAGUCUUCUAUUAAGUACAAGUGCCGAUGGAAUGUUGAUAUUAUGGGAUACAAAUCGUUUAAGUUAUGUUCGUCAAUUUAAACAUGAUGAUAAUCCUAUUUAUUGUAUUUCUGCAUCUGAGACAACAUGUGAUAUUUGUUAUUUAUGUUCAAAUGGUGCUUCUGAAUGGUAUUUAUUCUAUUUGACAUGUAACUGUGAUCUUAUUGGAUCACUCACAUUUUCUGAACAAAUCAAUUGUAUAUGUUUUACGAAUGCUCCAGAAGGACAAGCGAUAAAUAUGAUUAUUGGUGGCUUUGAAACAGGUAAAAUUCAAAUGUGGAGUACAUGGGAUUUAACAUUGUUACGACAAUUAGAUUUUCACCAAUUAAAAUCGUGUCCAAUUGUAGCCAUAACAGUAUCAAAAAUAGAUCGACGACGAUUGUAUAUAAGUGAUAGAAAUAAACAAUUACAUGUAAUUGAAACAAAUGGCCAAAUUAAUUCACAAAUUAAUACAAAUAGAUCAACUUUAUUAAAAGUAGCACAACCACCACAAGUAUUAUUUCUUACAUAA
Molecule: messenger RNA, 3699 nt
Organism: Didymodactylos carnosus
Lineage: Eukaryota; Metazoa; Rotifera; Eurotatoria; Philodinida; Philodinidae
Source: the annotation of a GenBank genome assembly